Molecule: messenger RNA, 3207 nt
Organism: Drosophila innubila
Lineage: Eukaryota; Metazoa; Arthropoda; Insecta; Diptera; Drosophilidae
Gene: bbx
Product: probable serine/threonine-protein kinase MARK-A
Exons: 4
Coding region: 198-2801 (867 amino acids)
Biological process (GO): regulation of transcription by RNA polymerase II
Cellular component (GO): nucleus
Molecular function (GO): DNA-binding transcription factor activity, RNA polymerase II-specific; RNA polymerase II transcription regulatory region sequence-specific DNA binding
Source: RefSeq, a predicted model, not a curated record
GGCGAUGUAACGAGACGCAUGAAGCUGCUAAAACAACAGUCGGAGGGCAAGAAGAAGAUGCGUCUGUUUGCCAACAUUCGCGUGCCGCACGAGACUUUCAUUGAUGUGCUGAAACGCUAAGGCGCCAACGAAAUUUAACAAAAUCUACAUGCUAUUAAAAGGGACAUAGAAAGACGUUGAGCGUUGUUGUCAGCAAUAUGAUGAACAGUUACAGUGUGGCAAGAUCGCAUUCGGCUGGUGCUGCUGGUGCUGCAACUGCAAUAACUUUGCAUUUUAACUACAGCAACAACAAUAACAGCAACAACAAGAGCAAUAACAACAACAACAGUGGCCUUAAACCCAUGGCAACAGCAACAAAUGAGCACAAAAGCCAUCAACAUAAAAAUAUUAUUAACAACAGUGCCACCCCAACAACAACAACAACAACAAUUGCAGCCGCAACAACAACUGCAACAACAACUGCAGCGAUGUUGCAAAUAACACAAAGUGAAGUUGAGUCCAAGCAUUUUCUAAUGACUUAUCCACAACAACAACAACAGCAUAAGGGUUGUUCAGUUAAUUGGAUGGUGCCUGGAAUUCCUUCAUAUGUAAAUACCUCAGUCAGCACCAAAGAACCGCAGUUUAUACAAGUCAACGUCCAGUCGAGCAACAACAGCAACAACAAGAACAAGCAACAGGUGCAAUCAACAACUGCAGCAGCAAUAACCAAAAGUGCCUUUAUUGAAGUGAUGACAAUGCCACAGCAACAACAACAACAACAACGCACUGAGGACCAAGAAAAUGCCUUUCGUCAGAUUGAAGAUGUGCACAAUUAUGCCAAGUUGCAACAUCAUCAUCAUCAUCAUCAGCAGCAGCAGCAGCAUCAUCAACAUAGUCAAGACAUCAGCAGCGAUGAAUUGGGUGAAGAGGAUGAAGAGGAAGACGACGAUGAAGAGGAGGAGGAGGAGGAGUUGGAAGAGGAAAAUGAGGAAGAGUUGGAGUUGGAUGUCAUAACAACAGCAAAAAAGCAAAAGAUUAAUGCAAAUGUGCCUAAAACUAUUAAUAUUAAUAUUAAUAAUAACAAUAAUAAUAACAUUAAUGACGACGAUUCGGAAGAACAUGUGGAAGUUGAUGUAGUCACUGUAACACCAACAACACCACAGCAGCAGCAGCAACAACAACAACAACAACAACACCUUUAUCAGUUACAGGAACAAUUGUCAGUGGCUGUGGAUCAGGAUAUGCGACCCGAACAUCAUGCACGUCGUCCCAUGAACGCAUUUCUCAUAUUCUGUAAACGCCAUCGUGCCAUUGUUAAAGAGCGCUACAAGUCGCUAGAGAAUCGCGCCAUUACCAAGAUACUCGGCGAUUGGUGGGCAGCCCUGGACGAUCAAGAGAAGCAAUGCUUCACCGAUCUGGCACAACAGAACAAGGAUGCCUUUUUCAAUGCCAAUCCCAAUUUUAAAUGGUACAAACUGCCCGCACCGCCGUUACGCACGCUUGCAACACGUCCCAGCAAUGCAAUUGCAAUUGCAACACAUGCAAACGAUGAGCAACAGCUGCAACAACAACAACAGCAGCAGCUGAUGCAACAGCAGCAACUACAGUGGGAGCCAAAUGAGGUGGCACACGUGCUGCGUCGCAAUUAUUUUAAAUUCGCUGAUGAGACACAAAUGGGAGAGUUGAGUGUUCUGCUGAGUGGCAAUGGGGCAAAUGUGCAGGAUAAGGAUUAUGCCCUGCAACAGGCGUUAAGCGAGACAACGCAAUUUCUAAGCGUGCAUAUGCCGAGCAAAGUCAAUAACAAUAACAACAACAGCAACGCUAACAACAACAACAACAAUAAUAAUAAUAAGCGAAGCUUGACAAAUGUUGACAGUGCCAGCAACUCGAGCGAGGAAGAGGAACGCGGUUCUCCAUUCAAGAAACUUAAAUCCUCACGCUCUUGCAAGGGUAAAAUCUAUCAGGAAUUGAUCAAUUCCGGGCAAUUGGCAGCGAUUGCCAAGAAGAGCAAAUGUCGCUUGAACAGCGACAGCAACACGCCACCAAUAUCACCAACAACAACAACAACAGCAGCAGCAGGAAUUGCAACUGCAACAGCAACAGAUUGCCAGCAACAGCUGCUUGAACUGGCGGCAACAACAGCACGUGCAACAGCAACCACAACCACAACGACAACAACAGUUAACAGACGCAACAAUUGUGAUUCAUCUGAAUUUGAUUUGGAGGAAAAGAUCAAGGAAUUGCCGGCACUCAGUUUGGAUGCGUACUUGCAACGCAAGCGCAGCACCAAAAAGAAGAAGAAAUUCACUAGCAGCAAGAAGCAACGCAACUCCAACAGCAGCAGCAGCAACAGUGCAACAACAGCAACAGCAACCGCAUCAGGCGAACAAUUGCAAAAGUCUAGGAAACAAACUAGAAACAAGUCCGAGUCUGAAGUGACAACAACAAGCACAGCAGCAACAGUUGCUGCCACAAGAGCAACAUCAGCAACAUCACCAACAACAGCGACAACGGCUGUGGGCAGUCAAAAGCGUAAGGCACGCAAGGAGAGCAUAACCCGGCGUGAUGUUAGCGCCAUUGAGCAGGAGGUGGCCUCCAUUUUACCGCUUACCAUCAACGGAUGUUAUUACUUUAAUCAAUCGUUGCCGUUGCCGUCGCCGUUGCAAUCAGCUGCCCGCUUGCAACCAACAACAACAACUACAGUUGCAACAACAACAGCAACAAUAAAUGCUGCCGCCACAUAUGAUGUGACCUCUACCUCAGAUCUACUCAUUCUGGCCGAAGUGGCCGCCAAUCGCACUGAGCUCACCAAGUCCAACUAGCAGCAGUUGCAACAACAGCAACCACAAAUUGUUGUUAGUUGUUAAGCUGUACUUAUAUACAUGUAUAUAUAUACCAUAUAUCGUUCAUUUACUUCAAAACUGUCAAAACUCAAAGAAACAAUUGGAAAUAUUCUAAAUAUAUUGUGAGAAUCGAAAGCUUUCUCCUUUAUAUCAAUUGAAUUGAAAACUUUAAACUAUUUUUUCUGCAAAAUUGUGUUUUUUUAAGCAAUGACAGUCUUAAAGUAAACGAGCGAUUUAUAUAUGUAUAUAUAGUCCAAUUGUUAUUGUUUUAUUUCCUUUGCUGAUGAUGAUGAUGAUAAGGAUGAUGAUGAUAUAUUCGUGCCUGUCACUGUAACUGUAGCUGUAAAUUGAUACAAUUUGCAAAUACACUGCGCGUAAAUAGACA